Molecule: messenger RNA, 1531 nt
Organism: Dermacentor silvarum
Lineage: Eukaryota; Metazoa; Arthropoda; Arachnida; Ixodida; Ixodidae
Gene: Dlish
Product: SH3 domain-containing protein Dlish-like
Exons: 3
Coding region: 233-1315 (360 amino acids)
Molecular function (GO): protein binding
Source: RefSeq, a predicted model, not a curated record
GGGACGUGGUGGUAGGGGCCACUCGUAGCGCCGGUGAAACAGCAGGAGUUCUUUGGAGGUCGCCCUUGCUAAGCUUACCAGGGCCCAGUCCAACCCAUUUCGGGCAGCCAAGCUCUCGCCAGGAAUGACACGGCAAGGCGAGAUCUUCUGGUGGGAGAGAGCUACAUGAAAGUCGUCGAGUUGGUGUAAUCCUUCGGAGCGUGCGUUAAGUUUGCGCACCUGUUGCUCUGUCAUGGCGUUUCUGUGCCCCGUGAGAAUACGACGAGGGAAACGAAAGAAAGAAAGCAAUGAAAAACUAUCUGCACGUACACCGAGCAUUGGCCGCAUCACAGGCAGUGCCAGCAUCGAAACGCUGGUACGUGUGGGCAUCGAGAAAGAACAUGGCCUGUCCCCGGAUUCCAAAGUGGUAGUGCUGCAUGAUUUCACACCCUGUGUGGACGACGAGCUCGAGGUGCGGCGUGGUCAAAUCGUCAAUGUGCUGUACCAGGAGAAUGAUUGGGUGUACGUCAUUGCUUCCGAGACUGGUCAUGAAGGCUUCAUCCCUCACUCGUACUGUGCUCCCUAUGGUAGCCAGCUUGGUGACCUGGCCUUGACAGUGCGUCACAAAAAGCUUCCACGUGGUGUGGAUGAUGAACUUCUCGACCAGGCAUCGUCACGAGGCACGCACUCUGUUGACAGUGGACAGCAGUCAGACGCUGAAAGUUUUGGUGCUGCUGCCACCAGCAGUGGUCAGGAGCAGUGCUCUAGGGUUCACUUGGCACCAGGCCGCUCAAGUGCUCUGCCAGAUGUGCAUCCAUUCUUCAAAGACCCAGCCGGCCGCUAUGUGGUGUUGUACACAUUCGUGGCGCGUGAUGAAAAUGACGUGAGUGUCGAGCGCGGCGAAUUGGUGACUGUGUUGAACCACGAGGACCCAGACUGGUUCUGGGUGCUCCGCUCCGAUGGCCAGGAAGGAUUUGUGCCCAGCGCAUUUGUGUGCCCAGCUGUAGCCGACUCUGUGCAGGAAAACCAAGGAACCGUGCACGGUGCCAUGCAGCCAGGCAGCAAUGCCGUCUCUACCAGUGGUCAUCAUGGCAAUGUAUCGAGCACUGCAGCUGCUACUGAGGAGCUGCGCUUCCACGGCAGUGAGCUGGUGAUGCUUUAUGACUACAAGGCUCAAGCACCUGAUGACUUGACUGUGCGCCGCGGUGACUGGGUCUAUGCUGACCUUGCUAAUCAGACUGUGGAAGGGUGGCUGUGGGCCUACGCACCAAAGGUGCACAAAUACGGGUUCAUCCCGAAGGCCUAUGCUCGACCACCUGCCAUGACCUCAUUGUGAUCCUUGUAUUCAGGGCUUGUUCAUGAAAUACAGAAUAUAAACAUUCAAGUCUUCAGAAAGGAAGCAAGAAGGAUGCACAGAAGGUAAGGGCUCGAGGAAAAACAAAAAAAAGUCUCUGGUUGGGAGUGGUUACAGUCAGAAAUAACGCCUGCCCCUUCUGUGCAUCCCUUUUUUUUCUUGCUUUCUGAAUAAACUCCAUGCACUGUUUACACUUCA